Messenger RNA from Galendromus occidentalis (western predatory mite), 2080 nucleotides. RefSeq names its product multiple PDZ domain protein. Gene Ontology annotation, molecular function: protein binding. Lineage: Eukaryota; Metazoa; Arthropoda; Arachnida; Mesostigmata; Phytoseiidae. The record is from RefSeq and is a predicted model, not a curated record. The transcript has 10 exons. Bases 418 to 1659 code for a protein of 413 amino acids.
GGUGAAGCCGAAGUGCUCGAACACCUUCAAGGCUCACCUCGGGAAGUGCAGUGAAUUCCCUUUGGACCAAUAGGAUUAUCCCACAAAGGAGGAAUCCAAUCAAUCAAUCCAUCCAUCCAGCUUUACAGUCAAGCCGCGCAGUAGGACCUCGAUGAGUUGAGGCUACUGAAGUUGCUUCGCUACGGAAGUUGCUUGUAUCGGCUACCGUGAGACAGCAGCAGCAGCAGCAGAAUCCAAAUGAGCUAUUGACCCGUUUAAUCGCCCGAUCGCCAAGCCGUUCCCCCGCGUAGCUCAUUACCGACGAUGGCUGCAGGGUCGCAGUCGCGGCAGCAGCAGCGGCGGCUGCAAUGAAUUCGUUCGCUUGUUAAAAUGUUUUGAUUUUGCGAAAGUCCAACGAGAAAGUGUUGCGGCAACAGCAUGAUCGAACUCGACUCUGACAGUAUCAAGUACGCGGACGCGGACUCACUGUAUGAGGCACUCUUCCUCACUCUCGAAGCCAUCCUGCCCAACCAGGAUGAGAACCGACUGUCGCCGAGGCACGCCGUCAUCCCGAAAGGCAAAGGUGCCAUCAGCACAGUGCGGGACUUCGUCGAAAGCACUAUCGUACUGCGAAAAGUUCAACAGGAACUGGGCCUCAGCAUAACCGGAGGGUCGGACACUUAUCUCGAUGCCGUCUGCGUGUCGGAAGUGCACCAGGACGGAGCCGCGUACCAAGAUGGGCGUCUCAAGAAGGGAGACGUCAUUCUCGCGGUGAACGAGAUGUCGAUGCGCGAAGUGACUUCAGCUGACGCGGUCAGAGUACUCCGGGAUGCUUCUUCUCCAGUGCGCCUCAUGAUACUUCGAGAGAACCCUCAGAUUCUUUUUACGUCGAGCGAAAAACCUUCGAAGUUCAUCACAGUAGAGCUCCACAAGUCUAGCGUCAAAGACCACUUAGGGCUGAGCUUCAUUCAAAGGACGAACGGACGAGGCGUCUUCGUCACGUAUAUACAACCGGGGAGCAUCGCGGCCCGUUGCCGCCGAAUAAACCAGGGGGACAGAAUUAUGGAGAUCAAUGGAGUCAACGUGUACAAUUCGAAUCAGAAAGAUGUCGCCGAGAUGAUCAGGAAUAUGGACGGAGCCAUCGUACUAUUACUGGGAAGAGUUCCUGGCUUGACCUCGCGAAUCCAAGAGUGGGCCCGCAGGAAGUCCCAGCAAUCGCUGCGAACGAGAACGUCUACCUGGUCGUCAUACACCGGUAACAACAAAGAGAAACUCCAGAUACAACGUCCAUCGUUGCCGCUGUCCUCAGAAAGUUACGUGGUCUCCUUCGGGAACACGGUGGCGUCGAUGCUCGUAGCCACUUCGACUCCAAGCGGUACCGGGAGCCGCAGUCGAGAUAUAUCACCCUCACCCAGCAUUAGGAGGUCUAGACUAUCGAUAGUGUCAGAAAACACGAAUAUGAAUGAUUUGGAAGAACUUCAACGGAAACAACAAAAGCGAGGGACCAAAGACCGAGCUUCGACGAGUUCGGACACCGCGCUCACGGAGGGGGCGAAAGCAGCAUUAAAAGCCAAAGAUAAGACCGCCGUCGGACGAACCCUAAGCGCAAACUAUUCCGAAACGAAAAAAGGAAAAGAACCCGCGCGCAACGUCCCUAGCAUCAAAAUCACAGUGUUCUAAGAACUUGUACAAUGUAUAUAGUAGAGCAUCGUCCCGCCAGGACAGAGGGGAACGGAAUCAUGGGUGGGACGAUCUUAUAGGUUCUCCGUGACCUUGGUUUCCUGAGCGCGAGGAAUUCCUAACGAGGCGCGGAUAGAAUUAGGUUCAUCAGGUACCAGAUGAAAAAACAUCGUGUUGAGCCCCGUGCUGUCAUGCAACGAACACAGAUCGUUUCUACUCGACUACCAUUUUCGUGGUUAGGAUCGACGUUAAGCUUAGGGUCGAGCUCAGAUCUAACUGAGCGCCUCUGUCUGAUGCAGAUUUUCCAGUCUUUGUAGGGUAUGUCCAUCUCAGCUGACAGUAGCGAUCACUUUUUGGAAGAUCGUCUUUCUCCGUGGAGGGAAUAAAAAAAAAUUCACAUCGCAAUAAAUAUAUUGACCAU